CCGGCGCGGUUAAUGUUUAAUGCCCGUCCAGACGCAUCUUCAAGUGGAGCAGCUGGGUGCGGGGACGGGGAAGGUGGCCGUGGCUAUGUGGCCGGAGAGUGAGGGUGGAAGCAGUCAAGAGGCCAUGGACCCCUUUCACUAUGACUAUGAGACCGUCCGCAAAGGGGGCCUGAUCUUCGCUGGCCUGGCCUUCAUUGUAGGGCUGCUCAUCCUGCUCAGUAAACGAUUCCGCUGUGGGGGCGGCAAAAAGCACCGGCAGGUCAGCCAAGAUGAGCUGUGAGGACAGAGCUCACCGUGCUCACCGGGCUGCGGACGCCGCCUGUCCCUCUGCUCCCACGGCAGCCAGCCCUCGGCAGGACGCUAAAGGAGGUGUCAAGUUCACCAUGAGGACGUCUGUCCUUCUGCUGCCUCCCUCCUGUAACUGCCCCGCCCGCUUCUUCCCGUCCAAGUACAAGAUGGUGGGGUCU
Messenger RNA from Dipodomys ordii (Ord's kangaroo rat), 467 nucleotides. RefSeq names its product FXYD domain containing ion transport regulator 2 (gene Fxyd2). Gene Ontology annotation, cellular component: membrane. The coding region runs from base 20 to 280 and encodes 86 amino acids. Gene Ontology annotation, molecular function: sodium channel regulator activity. Lineage: Eukaryota; Metazoa; Chordata; Mammalia; Rodentia; Heteromyidae. Gene Ontology annotation, biological process: monoatomic ion transport; regulation of sodium ion transmembrane transporter activity. The transcript is spliced from 6 exons. The record is from RefSeq and is a predicted model, not a curated record.